Messenger RNA from Aspergillus piperis CBS 112811, 690 nucleotides. RefSeq names its product WSC domain-containing protein. Bases 1 to 690 code for a protein of 229 amino acids. The record is from RefSeq and is a predicted model, not a curated record. NCBI's taxonomy places the organism in Eukaryota, Fungi, Ascomycota, Eurotiomycetes, Eurotiales, Aspergillaceae. The transcript has 2 exons.
AUGAAGGUUACCAGCCUCUCCGCCAUUCUGGCGCUCUCUCUUUCCGCGCACGCUCUAUCUAACGGUUUCGUGGGCUGCUACUCAUCCUCCGGCAGCUUGGUGAACAAGGGCUCCAGUCAAUUUCAAUCCACGGGAUUAUGCACAAGUACUUGCGGUCGUAAUGGUGCGAGAUACGCUGCUACCACAAAUAGCGUUGACUGCUACUGUGGCUCUUCGCUGCCUCCGAGCGCGAAGCUCGUCUCCCAGUCAGAGUGCAAUGUCAACUGCCCAGGAUUUCCAGAGGACCAUUGUGGAGGCAAUGGCUUCUGGUCCGUUCACCAGACCUAUAUCACGGGCAAUGACAUCGACAGCGGCGACAACAACAACAACACAGAUGAUGGGGAUGGGGACAGCGAUUCGGGCGACAACUCUGGGAAUGGUCCAAACGAUGGCCCUGGUAGUGGUUUCGGCGAUGGCCCAGAUGAUGGUCCAGGCAAAGGCCCAGGUGGCGGCCCGGAAACGACGACGGCAUCCAGCUUCACCGUUUAUCCCACUCCUUCUGCAGUCAUUACGGUGACAGCUGUGACCGGCACCAGCUCCCCAUCUGCCACUCUCCCGAGCAAGGAAUCGUCCAGUGUCUCCGUCGCGACGGUGUCUCCAACCACAGCCACCUCGGGGGCCAGCCGGCGAUUCCGGUUCUUGUUUUUCUAA